This is a messenger RNA of Fusarium coffeatum, 1098 nucleotides long. RefSeq lists its product as uncharacterized. The record is from RefSeq and is a predicted model, not a curated record. Lineage: Eukaryota; Fungi; Ascomycota; Sordariomycetes; Hypocreales; Nectriaceae. Gene Ontology annotation, biological process: regulation of cell cycle. Gene Ontology annotation, cellular component: nucleus. Bases 1 to 1098 code for a protein of 365 amino acids. The transcript has a single exon.
AUGGCUCCCGCUCCUACAGACGAAGAGGCUCGCAAAGCCCUUGAAACUAUUCUUUCGACUGCUUCAACACUCCUCGAGCAACUCCAAUCUAUCCUUACGUCCAUCCAACGCAGUCCCACGACUCCCUCCGCUGUCUCCUCCGAAACAAAAGACAUCGACGCCCUAGCCCUCGCCCGCGACUGCUCCUCCCUGAUUCGCGCCCACGGCACCAAAAUCUCCCUCCUCGUAAUCAACGAGCCCUUCACCCCCAGCGCCAUAACCACCGUUGUCCGCGAACUCGUCAAAGGUCCAAUCCCCGGUUUGGCUACCGCCGCACAAGCCUGCGAAACAACCCUCUACACCUCCGUUGUGCGAAAGGAACUUGCGUAUAGAGUAGGCAAGGUCCUCGCCGAGUUGAACAACUUGCUCAAUCGUGUUCCGAAAGAUGGGAAAGUUUUGUCGGGCGUGGGGAGGGAUAGUGGAAGUGGAAGUCUGGCGUUGACGGGUAUGCUUUGGUCUGCGUGCGAUGAAGUCGUUGCGCUUGCGAAUAUGGGUGUUGGUGGUUUCUUUGUUAAGAAAGCGGAGGAGUGGAGGGAUACGCUUAAGGAUGUUAUGGAGGAGUUGAAGGAGUGGGGUGAAGAGGAAGAUGACGAGGAAGAUGAUGUGGAUGAUUUGGCGGACAAGAUGAACGAUGCGUCACUGUCAAACCAGGAAAUGCUCGACGAGAUGAUGAAUUCCUCCUCAGCGAUCCCAAAGUCCGACCCCGAUAAAAUCCGCCCUCGUCUCGACUCCACACUCAAGCGUCUACGCAUGGUCGUUCUGUUAUACCAAGCUCUUUCCAAGCGUCGCUUCAAGAAACUUCCCAAGGAUACUACCAAGGGCGAUAUGCCGGCCAAGUUGGAUAGCACCGCAAACGUGUUGAGCGCUUUGCCGGAUAAGUUUGGAGAUUUGGCGGAGGCGUUUUAUGAGUUGGAUGCGGAGGAGAUUGAUUCGCUUAUGGAGGAGUGUUUUGAGAGUGCUGUUGGGGUUAGUGAGGUUCUUAAGAUGGGGUGGGAGGGGGAGAGUGAUGAGUUCAGUGAGUGGAUGGAGAAGUUUAAAGUUGAAGUCAAGAAGGUAUGA